This is a messenger RNA of Schistosoma rodhaini, 2129 nucleotides long. The record is from the annotation of a GenBank genome assembly. NCBI's taxonomy places the organism in Eukaryota, Metazoa, Platyhelminthes, Trematoda, Strigeidida, Schistosomatidae.
UUUACCACAUAUUUAAGUACGUAAGUUGUUGCUUUUGGUAGUUUUCGUGCAAACGCCGUUAGACAUGGUCCUCAAAUGUCCAAAGAUUCCGUGCAACAUGGAAAGGAAGAAGAAGAACUUGUUAUUCGGAACUUUGACAGUCAUUGGUGCUGUUCUCAUUCAAAUAACCUUUGGUUACUUUUAUACAAUUGCAAACAUGGUUCCGUAUAUUUUGAGUUAUAUUAAAGCUCGUGUCGAUCCCGAUGUGCAAAUUCAAUCAACUGUUUGGCUCUCAGCGCUUGCACUAGCAUCUCAAGGUAUAUCAAUGGCACUUGGUGGAAUCGUGUAUCAGAAAGCUGGUUUCCGUUUGGUCGUAGGACUAGGAUGUUUGCUUCACAGUGGAAGUGUUUUCUUGACAAAUAUUACAAUUCAAAGGACUUUCAUCGGUGUUAUUAUAACAUACUCAGUACUCAUGGGUUUGGGGCUUGGAUUUGCAUAUUCGGUAGUGAUGGGAGUGGCUGCGAAAUGGUUUCCAAAACGACGAUUCCUCAUUGUUGGUUUAGUUGUUGGCGGAUUUGGACUGGGAGCACUAGUUUUUACGCCCCUUCAGACAGCACUUAUCAAUCCGAACAACACACCGGUGAAUCCUACUACAAAGCUAUUUGACGACCCUGAGCUAUUAGAUAGAAUACCAAGAGCAUUUCUCAUCUUGGGAGGUGUUUUGAUCAGUGGACAAAUCGUUGGUUUUCUCCUCAUGAGCGAGAAAAAACUGAAGGAUAAACCUGAUUCUCUUAAAGUAAACACAAACCAAGUCAACAUACCGCCUAAGCAGUUAUUCCGUAAAAUUGACUUCUACUUGUUAUGGAUAAUCAUGUUCUUAAUUAUUAUUCCUAUCACAAUUAUCACAUCAGCGUACAAGCUUUUUGGACAAGAGUAUAUCAGUGAUGAUAAGUACCUAUCUAUUGUUGCCAGUAUAACAGCACUUUUUAAUGCUGGUGGUAGGAUUAUGUGGGGUGCUAUAGUAGAUCGCAUUUCAUUCAAGAUACCAUUGUGCAUUGUGUUGAUACUAUGGGCUAUAAUACUUUUCACAUUUCCGCAUAUUGGAGGAAUACCAAUGCCGGGUCUUAAAGCUGCAUACGCAAUUUGGGUAUGGGUACUAUUUUUGAUACUAAGUGGAGUGUUUGUUAUUAUGCCAGGAGGUACAGGAAAUAUAUUUGGUCCUACCUACUUUGCUAUCAACUAUGGCAUUGUAUUUACUGGAUUCACUGUCGGAAGUAUACUAUGUUCUGUUGUCUCAAUGUUUAUACAUGCACCUAAUCCUUAUCUAGUACAGUUCACUGGCUGCGGAGGUGUUUGCUUACUCGCAUUCCUGUUUGCGAUUUGGAUUGAAGACAAGAAGAUUUUCCCUAAAGUUGACUGUAUUCCUUGUGUAAAAGUCUGUCCAAGUUUGAGAGUACGCAAUAAUAGCGAAAGUCAGGAGGAUAAGGCAUGAGUAAACGUUUACAUAUAUGAUUGUCAAUUAAAAAUCUCAUUAAAAAUAUAGCUCAUCACAUUUGUAAUAGUUUGUUUUACAAUUUAAUUGUUAUUCUCCUUUUUGGUUUUUUAGUCUAUUCUGUUUACAUCCUUUAAUAUGUGUAUACGUUACUUUGUCAUUUAUUAUCUCCUUAAUUUGGGAGGAUUUAUAUCACAAUCCAUAUUUACUAUUUUUCUCCAGUUUAAUUUUAUGUAGAAAAUAGUCUCUCUAUAUAGUCUGAUACAAACUAUCAUGAUGCACGUCUUCGUUUGAGAUCGAUACUAGUUUUUAUUCAGGCGAACUUAUGUUCAAUGAGGUUUUGCAAUGCAUAAUCAGGCAUUUCCUUAUUCUACUUUUUUAUAAUUGAUAUUUUUAUUAUUCAGUCAAAAGUAAGGAUAUUUUAUAUAAACAUUUACAACGAACUGUAUCAAAAAAAAUUACUGGAAGCAUAUAUAAUCAAUAAGCAGAAAUACUGCUGUUAAAAUCAAAGAAUAAUGAUCAUGUUCCUUUUGUCUUAUCAAACCACUGAAAUCCUUUGUUUGUUUGUUUUUUCAAAAAAAAGAGAAACUUGUCAACAAAUUUUGAAAUCCUGUCAUUUAUCUAACCAAACUGAUGUAAUUGAAGUGCUAUUUUGUUC